GCAUGAUGCGGGCAAGUCAAGACAGACUGGUAAAGUGCGAGCUAACAGGCUAGCUAGGUGGAAGCUAACCAGGCUAGCGGUACCAGAGCUCAGUGAUGGUGCUCGGUCUGUGUGGCUGCAGUGGGUUGCAGCUGGCUGCAGGGCCCUGUGGAGCAGAAGAGCUGUGCCAUUCCCCCUUUUUUCCUCUCAUGUUCCCCCCCUGUGUGUUUCCCUGUGUGUUAGUGACCCCGCACCCCCACCCACUCCCCACCUGAUCCCUUACUGUCGUGUCGCCACUCCAGCCCGAAGCCCCCCUCUCACCCCAUGCUUGGGACAAAGCCAGCUCACUGCCAGCCCAAUGACUGCCUGGAUCGUCCUGCCUGUCAGCCUGUCUGCCUUCUCCAUCACAGGAAUAUGGAUAGUGUAUGCCAUGGCUGUGAUGAAUCACCAUGUUUGUCCUGUGGAGAACUGGUUUUACAAUGUAACAUGCACAGAAGAGCUGCCCCGACCGGGCUUCCCCAAGACAUGCUGCACCAUCCAGGAUAUCCCCCUCAUCAGUAAAUGUGGGUCCUUCCCUCCUGAAAGCUGCCUCUUCAGCUUGAUCGGCAACGUUGGAGCCUUCAUGGUGGUGAUGGUGUGCCUUCUGCGCUACGCCCAGGUGAUCGAACACAGCCACCGAUGUUGGGUCAACACCAGCGCUCUGGUGUCCGGCUGCACCAACGCUUUGGGUCUGGUCAUGGUGGGCAACUUCCAGGUUGAUCAUGCCAAAUCUCUACACUAUGUGGGUGCUGGUGUGGCAUUUCCAGCAGGGCUGCUGUUUGUGUGCCUGCAGUGUGUGCUCACCUACCGGGUGGCUGUGACUGCCCUUGACUAUUGGAUGGCCCAUUUCAGAGUUGCUCUGGCACUGGGAGCCAUGAUCUCCCUCGUCCUCAGCGGAAUUUUCUUCAUCCAUGAGAGCUUUAUCCUGCAGCACGCUGCAGCCAUCUGCGAGUGGGUCUUCACGGUGGACAUCCUGGUCUUCUACGGCACCUUCACCUACGAGUUUGGCACCGUCACCAGCGAGACCCUGAUGGCGGGCCUGCAGCAGAGUCACCACCUAGGUUCAGGAGUUAUCAUGGGCCCCAGGGCCCGGGGCUCGACAAUGGGUGGGGCGACUAAGGGCCUCAAGUCCCCCGGGGGAAGCAGCACAUCCACACAUCUCAACUGUACGCCAGAGAGCAUAGCCAUGUUGUAGCUCUGCAUCGCUGCCCAAAGGUCUGAAAUGUCACUGCAGAGGUGCUUCAUGUUCUAAAACAGGAAGGGACGACAACAGAGGAAGACCUGAUCGAACCAUUGAGCCAGCAGCAGGUUAUCCCAUCUGUAAUGCUGUACUAUCUUCUUUUUCCAAUGUUGGUGCGAGCCACUGCAUUCAAAUAUCUUGUAGCGAUGUUGAAAGGAGCUUUCAACGUGUGGAACUAGCUGGAACAAUGAAUGUUUUCCAAGAUGGCUGUUGAAAUUGGGCAAUUCUCCACUGGAGUCGGUUGUCUCUUGAACAACACUUUUUUUCUAAAUGUUGACAUCACUGGUGUGCCCACAAUGUUUUUUCUCCCCUGCCCAGACACUCCUUCAUGAGCUACCAAUUGCUCAGCGUGGCCCACCUGUUUUGGCCUUUUGCUUAUCUCUGCACGGCACCCUUUUCUGAAUGAGAGAAUAACAGUUUAUGACUGAGUUUUGAAUUUGCUUAGUGAGUACAAAAAUAUUGAAUGUUUGAGAAGUGAACAGUUACCAGUUGUGUAUGUUUUACAGGCUUUAAGCAUAUGGCCUUUUUAAAAAUCAAUCAAGCAUUAAUUAUCUGUCAAAUGACCGGCGAAAAUCAUUCAUUUCACUCGACAAUUUAAUUGGUUGCACAGAUGAUUUUGAAUGCACAUUUUGAAGGUAUUUUUUAAAAUUAUUUACAAAUUAUGUACACGUGUAUCUGAAGCCACUAUCAUUCUUGAGAUCAUUACCCAUGUCAUUGGCAUGCACAUUUUAAAAAAAACAACAGCCCUGCUCUGUUGUAAUGACGAGGACUGUGUGCAUCUCAAUCACUUUACAACUGCGAAUCUCUGAAGUAGUCUCCCUCGAUGUCAUUCCGUUGUUGUCCCACAUGAUGCAUGAUCUGAUGAUUUCUUUGUUACAUUUACAUUUCAUGCUAACUUUUUUUUAUUUCAUUGACUGUGAAGUCCGGUGCAAUAAUUGCCAUCAAUUGUCUGAUCAUUUCCAUACUGCAAGAGUGAAUAAUGCCUUUUUUCAGUGUGUUGGAGUUGAGCACAGGGCUUUUUUUUGUUUUUUUAAAGUGAUACCAAGACAUUUUAAGUGACCUACAUAUUAUAGUUAAAUAGUGGAUGUGUGAAGGUAAAAAUAUAGUCCAACUAACGCAUUUACAAAAUAACCUAGUUCUUACCCACACUGAUUUGAUUCCAGGCUGGACCCUUGGAAGCCUUAUUUGAGUUUUGAGAGUAGGUUUUCUGUUAAAUAUGAAGCGAUGCCCAUCCUUCUCAGUUUUGUUCACAGGAGUUAACUGAGAGGUGAAUAUGAUUCUUGUAGACCAUGUGCCAUAAACUUUAUGGCAUCACAAGUGCAGUGUUGCAAACAGAACCAAGCAGGUUGUAGACUGAAAGAAAAAUGUGUCGUAUAUUAAGGUUGUGUAUGAUUUCCUGUUGCCAAUUUCUCUUAGUGAUAUUUACAAAUGUGAAUUAGCUUAUCACCAGACUGCCACAAACUACCACUGCUCAAACUUAAGCUGACUAAUGCCACCUUACUUAGGUUACACCUAGACUAUGUUUUUUAGUAAGUAAGUGAGCAAUUUCUCUGUGAUCCGUUUGAGAAGUAUGUUUCAUAACACACAGUAUUCUGCCCUCUGCGUAGUGUUGAUACAUUUUUAACUGUCUAACCACUGGAUGCCAGCAAUACACAUUUAAAAAAAAAGGUCACAUCACCUACCUCUUAUCUUUUGUGGGUUUGAUGUUCUGAAGGAAAAGCUGGAGUUCCAACAUGUUUUCCAUCUUCGAUUGUUUGAAAAGUGUUUAAUAUGACGGUAGCUCAGCAAUCAACAGCUCGAUCCAAAAGGUCUUAACAAGUAUCUGCAUUUGACAGGACAGUAGAUCUGCUGUUACACGAGCUGCGCGGUCAUAUGUCAGGUCGGUUUUUCUUUACUUUUGGUGCAAAUUAUUUAACUUACCAUUCAUUCUGGGACUGCAGCAAUUCUGUCUUGUUCUGCAAAUCUUGCCAAAAAAGACUGGAAUCCACUGGAGUUUCGAUUGGUUUUCUGUGUGUCAGCAGCAGGUGUAUGAAUUGAUAAGAGUGCACUGUUUCAGCCUUAUCUCUGGUACUGUGCCAGGGGAACAUUUUCAGAUUUUCAUUUGUUUUAUUCUUGUGUUCAGCUGAAGCCUAUUUCACCAAACUGUAUCUAAGUCACAUGGUGUGACUACAAAUGGCAGCUUGUAUGAGCCCUCACAUCAGGGUUGGAUGUAUUCUGUAAAAGCAUCUAUUCCAUCAUACCAUCUUCCACAGGCCAAAAUUAAGUAGAUUUUACAGCUUUUUGUUAUUUUUAUGUCAAAAUGUACACUCCAGUAAGCUUUCAUAUGGUAUCUUUGUUGGUGGGAGAAUCCUAUAUUACAAAAAGCUGACCUGUACAUGUCUUGAACAGCAACACAGAAACAAUGUCUAUAAAAAUGUAUUACACAUAUUUCCUCAAUUUGAAAAAUAUGUCAAAGAAUGGUAGUAAGAGAAAUCCCCCAAAACAAGUCAACACAGAUUAUUUUGUUUCCUUUUUUAAAAUUCUGUAAAUAUGUACAAUUUGUCUAUCAUUUAGGUAUUUUCAUUUGACAGAGAUUUAUAUUCAAAUAUGAAAUAAAAAUGAUAAAUUAU
Anoplopoma fimbria (sablefish) is the source of this 3867-nucleotide messenger RNA. RefSeq names its product transmembrane protein 150A-like. Bases 338 to 1213 code for a protein of 291 amino acids. NCBI's taxonomy places the organism in Eukaryota, Metazoa, Chordata, Actinopteri, Perciformes, Anoplopomatidae. The transcript has 8 exons. The record is from RefSeq and is a predicted model, not a curated record. Gene Ontology annotation, biological process: protein localization to plasma membrane.